Messenger RNA from Drosophila bipectinata, 2722 nucleotides. It is a transcript of the gene pasha, whose product is annotated as partner of drosha. Gene Ontology annotation, molecular function: double-stranded RNA binding; identical protein binding; heme binding. NCBI's taxonomy places the organism in Eukaryota, Metazoa, Arthropoda, Insecta, Diptera, Drosophilidae. The record is from RefSeq and is a predicted model, not a curated record. Gene Ontology annotation, cellular component: microprocessor complex. Gene Ontology annotation, biological process: primary miRNA processing.
UGUAAAAUCUCGUGGUGGCAGCGCUAAAGCGUUGCCAGAAAUAUUCAGUCGAAAAAAAUAGAAAUAAAAAUAAUGUUAAGAACUAUUUAAAUAAAAAUGUUAAAGAAAUGUUAAAUCAAUUUGAGCAAAGUAGUAAUAUUUACUAACAUACCAAAUGUUAGUUUUGUUUGGUUCUGUAAAAGAAUAACUUGCCACCGGUAAUAAAUUGGAGCGGCCACUUUUGCUUUGGCGUUUUGUGCUGAUGCACUGCGACAAAAUCCAUCGCUAAAGAGUAAGCCGGAAGCAACAAUUCAUCGAAACCGGAAGAUUCGCGAUCAGUGGCAGAAAAGUUAUACGGCGGGCGACUCUGGCCUAACCAAUGUGGCACUUCCAAUGAGAAAUCAAUUGCAAGUCCUUGGAUGCUCUCAGUAUUGGUUUUUGGCGAGAUUGGCCCCGCGGCAACUGUUGUCUACCCAGUCUAGUCCAUUCUAGGUUGCCCCUUUACCGCUCCGAAAAGCAGACAGUUCUCCCAAUGGAGAAUCCCCCUCUACCGGACGCUGGCCCGGACCGGAAACGCCCACGGUUGGAGGAUGAGGAGCAGGAGUUAAAGGUUGCAGGAUUUUCGUUGAGUGCCAUCGAAGAGAUGCGCCAGACUCGCGACAAUGAGCGGCAGAGUGAGCCCAUGGACCAGCAGCUCCGACAGUUUCAGGUCCUCGAUGAAGUGGGCUCCAACAGCGAUGAGGAUGAGUCAGACGACGCCAGCGAAAAGCAGACCGGCAGCAGGUAUGGAGAAGGCGAAGGAGAAGGUGGCGACGAGGAGGAGGAGGCGGGUGAUGGCGAGGGGGAAGAAUACGACUCCUCGGAUUUCGAUGAUGAGGAGAUCGAAAAUCUGCUCGACGAGAAGUUGCCCGAUGAGCUCAGAGAGUCCAAGCGGCCGAAAUACGAACAGCGCUUCAAAACUGUGUUAGAUGAAAAGCGCCACAACCACUUCGAAGUACUGCCCGAGGGAUGGGUUCAAGUGACCCAUAACAGCGGCAUGCCGCUAUUCCUGCACCGUAAGACUAGGGUUUGUUGUGCUUCCAGACCAUACUUUUUGGGUACUGGCAGCGCCCGUAAACACGCCGUGCCACUGGGUGCCAUUCCUUGCCUUAACUACAGAAGGGCCUUGGACGAGGAAUCCGAGGCGGAGCAGCAAAAACAGGCUGCGGCCGCGGCCACCGGUGUGUGUCCUUUUAGCGGAGCAACAUCCGAUACUGCCCAGCCCCCAGAGGGUGAACCCAUGCAGGUGGAGGGCAAAGAGAACACUGAAGCUAACCCUGAUCCCCAAGCCCAGCCAGAUGCAUUGACUGCUCUAAUGCCGGGUGCCAAAAUUGUCACAGUUAACGAAAAUACACAAAAGGAAUCUGUAACGCCGGAGCAGUUGAACUCCUACUGCCAGAGUCUAUUCAAAUUCAAGGUUAUACGCGUGCUUCGUUUUCGUAGUUGGAAUGCUCGUCGAAAGUUCACCAAGAAUCGCAAGCAUAUUAAGAACAUCCAGCGGCCAACAUUGCCCGAUGGCACUAAACUUAUUAAAUUUCCUAUCCUGGCGGCGGCAGGCGAGGGAUCCACGAAUCCUCGCGGUCGAAGGGAGUGGAUCAUGAAUCCGAAUGGUAAGAGCUAUGUUUGCAUUCUGCACGAGUAUGUGCAGCAUGCUCUAAAGACGCAGCCCACCUACGAGUUCAAGGAGCUGCAAAAUGCUGCCACUCCCUACUCUGCCACUGUGUCGGUGAAAAAUCUAAAGUAUGGUACUGGAUUUGGGACCAGCAAGAAGCAGGCCAAGUCCGAGGCUGCACGCAUAACUCUAGAAAUACUCAUUCCCGAUGUUAAGGACAAGAUAACUGGAAACAGCAAGGAUCAAAAGAGCGGAACUGCCAAGAAAGCCCAGAGCGAUUUGUCUGUUUUUGAUGACAUUCGGAUCGAGGAUCCGCGUGUUACUGAGUUCUGCAACAAGACGACCGAGCCUUCACCCAAUGCCAUCCUUGUGACAUGUUUGCAGCGCAACUACGGAAGUGAUGUUCAGAUCAGCCAGGAGAUCAACCGCACGGCGAACAACAAGAACGAGUUCACAAUGACUGUGGGUAAGCACACAGCCAAAGUGGUGUGUCGCAAUAAACGGGAAGGGAAACAGCUGGCCUCCCAGGCCAUCCUACAGAUCUUGCAUCCGCACAUCCAAACUUGGGGCUCGUUGCUGCGCCUUUAUGGCAACAACUCGAUCAAAACAUUCAAGGAAAAGAAGCUGGAGGAACAGGAGAUCACUGUUCUGCAAAGUAAGGCGGCGGUGAAUCAGCCCAACUACGCCAUUCUGGAUAAACUAAAGUCGGAGAUGCUAAAGCUGAGUGCUAAGCAGGAAAGCGUGUUCACCAUGGGCACCUUUGUUCCGCCCAGCGACGUUGACUUGCCAACUUCCUCGGGUUCCAAUCUGAACAACGUCGAGCUUUAGGCCGUGCAACUUAAUUCUCUCUAAAAUAUUUUGUAUCUAAACUAGAAUAUGACAAGAUCACAAUCUCUUACUUUCGAAAGAUCAAAGUGCUAAUGACAAUUGCGACGUUAUCUCUUGAGGCAAAUGAACUGAUUUAAUUUUGGCUUCUUUUAUCAACAUAAAAAAACAAUAGAGCAUUAGCCAAUCUCUUAUUGGUAACCUGUCGGAUCAUUUUUCUUCCAAAAUCAUGUUUAAUUUUAAAGUAUAUCCAUUGAUAAUGCCAAA